This is a messenger RNA of Microplitis demolitor, 8172 nucleotides long. It is a transcript of the gene brat, whose product is annotated as brain tumor protein. The transcript has 2 exons. The record is from RefSeq and is a predicted model, not a curated record. Gene Ontology annotation, biological process: negative regulation of translation. Bases 974 to 3328 code for a protein of 784 amino acids. Gene Ontology annotation, molecular function: translation repressor activity; protein binding; zinc ion binding. Lineage: Eukaryota; Metazoa; Arthropoda; Insecta; Hymenoptera; Braconidae.
UCAACCGAGGAAGCGGUCAGUCACGUAGUAGCGUUUGAGCUGAAACGAACAAAGAAACAUAAAAACGCUUAACCUGACAGUUUAAAUUUAAAAAUAUCGACAAUUAAAAUUAAUUAUUAAAUAUUUAAUCGACCUGUUAUAUUUGUUUUCAAAUAUUAAAAAAAAAACGUGUGUGUUACUCCGUGAUUCAAUUUCAUUAAAGUGACGUUGAUAUUAAAAAUAAUUAAAUUGAAAUAAAAAUAAACAUUCUUGUUAUUCAUGAGGUUAAUAGCUGAUUGUUAUAAUUAUUACUAAUAGUAUUUUUAAAAUUUAAAAAAUUCUGUGAUCGAUUUAAUAUUUGACUUUUUUUAAUUUUAUUGAAACGUGCUCGGUGCUGAGUGAAGCCACGGUUUAGUACUGGAUUGGUGCGACGCGCGCAGAUCUUCAACACAAGCCGCGCUAGUGCCGGCGAGGGCGAGCAUAACCUAAACUCCGUCUCGUCUCGGAGCACCAGUUUGAGUCAGACAGACGCCGGGUACACACGCGAGUUGUCUCGACUUGGUCUUGGUCUUGCAAAUUAUCAAUCUCUGCUUAAACUUUUAUUUAAAUCUCGACUCCAACGGUGUCUGCUUAUUUGAGUUUAUUUAAUUAUUUAUUUAUAAUUUAAUCGAUAUUUUAAACAAGAACGUCAUUGGAUCGAGGACUGGAAUUACAUAUAUUUUAAUAUUUAAAAAAAGGGGUUACGUUUUUAAUGUUUGUGAUUUAUUGAGAGUGUUUGUGGCAGUUAAAUUAUUAUUAUUAUUAUUAUUAUUUAAAAAAGGGCUUAGUCGACUAGCUCGGAGGAGUGAAUUGUUUUUUUUAAUUUUAUAAUUUUAAAUAUAAAUAAUUUACAAGGGUUUCUUUGUGUUAUGUGCCACCAGACGAGAGUUUGAAGGAGAAAUUUUUCUAAGACUACGGAUUAUUCUCGUAUAUACGGGAUGCCGGUUGACUGAAGAUGGCCUCCCCGACACCCUCGUUGGAAUCACGCGCAAAUUCCCUCGGCUCCCUGGUUUCGUUGUCCCCGGUGACUGUGAGCGGGAGCUCACCGCCAGCAAGUGACUCAGCGAUCUGUGACGUCGACAGUUGUGAUAUCUGCCUGGACACAGGCAAACCGGGCGACGGAACUUGUAACUGUCGUCUCGGACGUGGAGUAAGGUGUACAGGUUGUAAAUCAACAGAAUCAGACGCAGUAGCACGUUGUUUUGAUUGUGCUAAUUUUCUUUGUCCCAAUUGCGUAAUGGCACACCAAUUUAUGCACUGUUUCGAGGGCCACCGGGUUCUAAAUCUCGGUGACUCAAAAUUAGAGGGUCAUUCUGAAUCCCGAGGAAAUUUAAUGAUCACCAACGGCAGCAAUGGAACGACCAAUGGUGAAAAAACACUUUGCUGUUUACGUCACAAAAACGAACCACUUAAAUACUUUUGUCGGUCGUGCAAUGUUCCUGUUUGUAAAGAGUGCACAGUGAGUGACCAUCCAGCACCACUUCACGAUUGCGGUCACAUUUCUGAAGUGGGAUCACAGCAACUUGAAUUAGUGACAAGAACAGUUGCUGAUUGUCGAGCCAAAGCUUCGGAAAUACGUACGGCAAUAAAAUCCGCCGAUCAAGGUGUUGCUAAAUUACAAAUUCAGUAUCACAAAGCACAAAAUGAAAUAAAUGAUACCUUCCAAUUUUACCGAUCAAUGUUGGAGGAACGUAAACAAGAAUUACUUAAAGAAUUGGAAUCAGUAUUCUCCGCAAAACAGAUAUCGCUGGGUGUAGUGACGCAAAAAGCCAAUGAAAUGGUCGACAAAAUUCAACAGACUUGUGAAUUUGUUGACAAACUGACCAAGUUUACCACCGUGACCGAGGUACUGAUGGUUAAAAAAUUGUUGGACUCUAAACUACAACAGUUGCUCAGCUAUUCGCCUGAAAUAACAAACCAUUCGGAUUUGGAAUUCGUCAGUAAUUAUCAGGCUAUUCAAGUGGGUGUGAGAAAUACGUUCGGUUACGUACGCAGCAGCGCUGACAGCAACAGUGUUGGACCCAGUAAACAGCCACCAAUAGCACGACCAACGGCACUAACAAAUGGGAACGGCGGUGGAAGCAAUCCUAGCAGUGGUCCAGGCAGUGCUGGAUCUCUCGGCGGUUUGUUACUAGAUCGGCCUUACAGCAAUGGCCUAGUGUCAACCACAUCGACAUGCGCAUCAACCUCACCCUCGUCCUUCGAGAGCAAUGUAAUAUCAAAGAGGUUCAGCACGGCAAACAGCCUCGGGCCAUUCUCCACCACAAUCACCGAUCUAAAUCUAAAUGGCAUGAAUAAUCCAUACGAAAAGUGGAGCAAUGGAGGUGGCAGUGAUGCUUAUUCUGUUAACGCAAAUGAUCACUAUGCAAUAGCUAACACUAAUGGCGGUGGUGGUCCAACUUCUGCAGACUCCGUCCUGGAUCUUACAUCGAAAUUAAUGUCCGCGUCAAUAGUAUUCCCACCAAAGUCACAAAUAAAACGUCAAAAGAUGAUUUACCAUUGUAAAUUUGGAGAGUUUGGCGUCAUGGAGGGACAAUUUACUGAGCCAUCGGGUGUUGCCGUCAAUGCACAAAAUAUUAUUGUUGCUGACACGAAUAAUCAUCGUAUCCAGAUAUUUGACAAAGAAGGCAGAUUCAAGUUUCAGUUUGGCGAGUGCGGAAAACGCGACGGACAACUUCUUUACCCAAACCGUGUUGCCGCUGUACGUCCUUCCGGUGAUAUAAUUGUCACAGAACGCUCACCCACUCAUCAAAUUCAAAUAUACAAUCAGUACGGACAGUUUGUGCGUAAAUUUGGUGCGAAUAUUCUUCAGCAUCCACGUGGUGUUACAGUUGACUCAAAGGGUCGUAUCGUCGUGGUCGAGUGCAAAGUAAUGCGUGUUAUAAUAUUCGAUCAAACUGGAAAUGUGCUUCAGAAAUUUGGAUGCUCAAAGCAUCUCGAGUUUCCAAACGGUGUCGUGGUAAAUGACAAACAAGAAAUAUUUAUCAGUGACAAUCGCGCUCACUGUGUUAAAGUAUUUGGCUAUGAUGGUACUUACUUACGGCAAAUUGGCGGUGAAGGUAUUACUAAUUACCCAAUUGGCGUUGGUAUAAAUGCCGCUGGUGAAAUACUUAUCGCUGAUAAUCACAAUAAUUUCAACUUGACAAUCUUCACACAAGAAGGCCAAUUAGUAUCCGCACUGGAGAGUAAAGUAAAACACGCCCAGUGCUUUGACGUUGCUCUUAUGGAUGACGGAUCUGUAGUACUUGCCAGCAAGGAUUAUCGUCUCUACAUCUACCGGUACAUUCAAGUGCCGCCUAUUGGUAUGUAGAGCCGUGGGUGAUGGGCCGCGACUCACCGCGACCGGAAUCCGCUUAAUCAAACCCACUAUCAUCAGCAGCAGCAGCAACAACAGCAGCCGCUGCAACAAUCACAGUCAAAAAAUAAUCGUGAUAAGCGAACCGGUAACGUUGAGUCCAGCCCCGAUACGUGCACACCGUCGGCACGUCCAUCUACGAAUUUAAUCACCAAGACGGACAUCAAUCAAGACAAAUUCCGACUACAUCGAGUUCAUCACCAACAUCAUCAGCAGCAGCCGCAACCGCAUCAAAAUUUGCAGCAGCAGCAACAGCCGCAGCCACAGCCACAUCAUCAUUAUCACCACCAUCAUCAACAACAACGCACUCAUAAUUCCGACGCAGCUGUAAACCUGACCCGGUGGUCCAGUUUACCAGUUAGAGUCGACAACGAUCCAAAACGACUUGAUCGUAGCAAUGGUAUUAUCAACGACGAGCCGACGUUACCAUCCCCAGAAUCAGGAUCAUCUCGACGACCGCAAUUCUGCUUGGCUAGCCAUCGUGCCCGUGGAAGUGACACCAGGGAUUCUUAGCAGCGUCACGAUUUUUAAUUUCCACAAUUAUAAUCAUUAUUAUUAUAAUCAUCUUGAGUAAUAAUAAUAAUAAUUAUCUAUCAUCAUCAUCAUCAUCAUCAUUGGUCCAAUAUUUAAGUAAGAAAGCGUGCGCGCUAAACUCAGCCUACUAAAUGCGUAUGAAGAUAAAACGAGAGUAUCCUUGACUGACGCACAAGACGAUGCUCCGUAAGUGAAAAAUGUGAGAAAAAAAAAUAAUAACAAUUUAAAAAAAAAAAAAAAGUAUAUUAUUUAAAACAAAAUUAUGUAAAAUAUUAAAUUUAAAAAUAAUAAUAAUAAAUACGAUGAAAGAAAAGGCGGACUCGGACACGACCGAGACACACGUCGUACACACGCGCGAAACUUACUUGUUAAUGUUGUUAUAACUGAAAAUACUGUUGUUGUUGUUUAGUUGUAGAGCUCGCCGCCGCUAGUCACUCCCUUUAAGCCCUUAUUACCCCAAUUUCCUGAUAACUCGACCCGGUUCCUUAAACUUCAAAACCCAAACUCAAACUUUACCCGAAACCAAAAUUCCCAAGGAUUCGAAUUUUAUGGAUGCGGUUUAUGGACCGAGACAGGUCUCUGUACACUUGACAAACUCAAUUCUUUAUCCUCAGCUUCCCGUCUUUUUUACACUUCCUCGAUCCUUAACCCAACCCCCCACCCCGGCCCCUUUAAUCAUCGAAAUAUUUAAUUUUCGUAGCGUGCCCCCGAUUAUCUAAAACCUCGAGAGCCUUCGUCAUCAGCUGUCGUUCGUUUCGUUGUAUGAUCUCUGUUUAUUAAAAUAAUUUAAAAAAAAAAAAAAAUAAUUAAUUAAUUAAUUAACGCUCGCUCUUGUGUUUGCCGGAACUCUCCCAAAUCUCGACUCAUUUUGUUGUCAAUAAUUAAAUUAUUAUUAAGUAUUUAAGGCCCGCGAGAUACGUUAACGUUAAUAAUGUGAGAAACUAUACGAAAAAACAGAUGUGAGUAUUAAAUAAUAAGGAUUUAAUUAACGAGCUUCAAUUACGCCAUUAGUCCGUUAAAAUCCUCUGUUACUUUUUUUGUUGCGCCCUAGAAGUUAAAAAUAUUUAAAAAUUCCCGUUCCUCAAUAAGACGCAAGUCGGUCGUUGGUAGUCACUGAGAAGGGUCCAGCGACGGCACAAGUCGUUGAUUAAUCAUGUUAAUUAUUCCAUUUUUUCUACGCGUUAUUAUUACUAUUAUUAUUUUUUUAAUAUCAUUAUUAUUAAUUAUUAAAUAGAUAAUUAUUAAUUAAUUAAAUAAAAUAUAUUACCUCGGAUGGGAGCCCGUGGAUGCGGAUGGUGAUACUCGCGCCCGAGAUGUACGAAUAUUUGCAUUUAGAUAAAAAUAUUUAAAGAAAAAAAACUAAAUAAUUUUCACGUUAAUGUUAGUAGUUUUUUAAUUAUCUAUAACUAUUACUAUUAUUUUAAAUAAAUAUAAUCUAUUACUCUCGUAUCUAAUUGCGUGACAAUCUCUCUCUAUUUUCAAAUACUAUUAAUAUGUUUUUUUUUUUUAACUUAAACCUUUUUCCAAGCGUCUGAAUUGAGGAAUAAUUUGAGGAUGUGACGACAAAAAAUUUUUAUAAUUAACCGUAAUUAUAAAAAAAUUAUCUGUUGGACCAAAUAAUUAUUAUUUAGAGUAAAAAAAAAAUUAAAUAACAAUUGUUAUCAUUUUAUUUAUAUUAUUAAUUAAUAUUAUUAUUAUUUUUUUACACUAGGAAUUAAAUAACUUUUUCCAAUCGUCUCUCCUCAUCUAAGCUUAGACCUAUCGUUUGAUUGUUUUUUUUUUAUUUUUAUUUUUUAUCUGUAGUGUUAUUUUUUGUAGUCCGUAGUUGUAGUGAAUUUUAAGUACAAUUAAGGUUUGUUCUGUGCACUUAAAUAUUAUUAUUAUUAUUAAUUAUUAUGUUUACCCCUGUUAUUAAUUAUUAAUAAUAAAUAAUUACGGUUUUCACUGCCGAUUAUUUUUAAAUGUUUAAUUAAAUAAUUCAUGAGAAUUUAAAAUUAUUAAUUUUUUUUUCUCAAGCAAUUAACUUGCCGCGAUUUAUAAUUAUUCAGGAUUCAACAGUAUAUUAAUUAAUGAACAAAUUGUGCUGUUUAUUAUUAUUAUUAUUAUUAUUAUUAUUAUUAUUAUUAUUAUUAUUUUUCUUUCCAUUAUAGUAUUAAUAUAUUUUGUUGGAUGAGUCACGUUAAAGUGAUGUGAGAUUACCUGUCACGUUGACUUCAUGCAUGUUUACAAUUUACAAUUAUUAUUAAUUAUUAUUAUAUUAUUAAUUAUUGUGUAUUAUUAUUAUUAUGUAUUAUUAUUAUUAAUUAUUAUUAUUGCUACUAUCAUUGCUAGUUAUUAUGAUUGUAUUAUUUUUUAUUAUUAUAUAAAAAAAAAAAAAAAAGAAAAAAAAAUUAACGAAAUAAAAUCUCCGUUUGCGAUUUUACAAUUAAUGAACAAAUACUUUGUUCAGUUUAUGAAUUUAAAGUUUGAAAUCUUAAGUGGUAUUUUGUGGAUUUAAAAUAAUAGUUGAGAUAAUAGAUAAUAAUAAAGAUAAAUAAAAUCGUAAGGUAUCAAUAAGACUGCGAGGCUGGCUGGCUAAAAAACUUUACGCUUUCCAUUUGGUUUAAUAGUAUAGAGAUAAAAAAAAAAAGGAUAAUAAUGAUGAUGGAAAAAAAAAAGUUAAAUAGAUAUUGAGUCGUUGGAUCUCAAAGACGACGUUGGUCGACAGAACGGCUCUUUUUUUGUGUGUUAAGGGAAAUGUUGAAAAAAUUGGAAUAGGUUUUUUUUUUUUGCAACCCCGAGAGUCCUGAGUCGAUGUUAAGACCUUGAGUCAGGACUCUCGGUGAAUUGGUCGGGAUAAUUUUAAAUCCCUUGACUGAAUAUCCCAUUGGAGAUGUUGAAAUGUGCGACUUGUCCCUGACGUGCGCGAAAAAAAAUUAACGGUAAAUUGAGAGAUUUUAUUUUAUUUUUUUUUUUUUUUACUCAAUUAUCAUAACAAUCAAAUUUUUUUUUUUUAUAACCAUUCAUAUUUUCACUUACAUGUAAUUUAAUAAAACAUAUAUUUUUUUUUUGCAAUUUUUCAUAUCACGUCCAUUAAUUAAUUGAGACAAAAAAUUAAUAAUUAUUUUUCAUAAGCGUAAAAAAUGAGUAAUCGCACAUUUAUAACUUCCACCAUCUGAAACUUAUAUUUUUAUCCGGUUAUUUAUUUAUCACGGCUAUGAUUUAAAUUACUAUUUUCUUUUUUUUUUGAAAAUACUAAGUAGCAAAAUAAAAAAAAAUUACAUAAUUCACGCUGGAAUUAUUAAAACAUUUAUUCAUAUCCAUGUCCGUUAAAUAUCACACUAAAUUCAGAACAAAUAACGGCCUAUAAAAAAAUAUUUUAGAAGCUGACGUCAAGCCAAAGAUUGAAUCUUAAAUAUAUUUUUAUUUUAGUUAUUUUUAAAAUUAUUUGGCUUACAUAUUAUUUUUUAAAAGUAAAAUUUCAAAUUAAUUUUUAUUUAAUUAUUUAAAUUAUUAAUUUAGCAGCGUGAAUUUUGUCUAAGUGUUGAGAAAUUAUUGGUUAUUAAUUAUUGAUUAUUGUCAUUUUUAUUAUUAUUAUUAUUAUUAUUAUUAUUAUUAUUAUUAUUAUUAAUAUUAUUGUGUAUUAAUUAGUUAGGUCUAAAUUGUUAUGGGAAAUUAAAUGACAAUUGAAAAAGCCAUUGAAUGUCUUAAAUUUUUCCUACGCCAGCUAGCCGUCGAACAUCAUCCCCAUUAGGGGUUGGCAUGUAAAAUAGGAGAUAGGAGAAGUUAAAAAUAUUAAAACAACCGUUUUUUAAAAUAAUAAUAAUAAUUACUAUUAUUAUUAUUUCUAUUGUUUCACUUGAUUUAAAUAAAUAAAAGAGAAUUAAAAAUAAUAAAGUACAUAAAUCAUAAUAGUUACGUUUUAUACUGAGGAAUAAAAACUGUUGAGCUUUGCGAAAAUGCAGAAUAAUUUAAGAAAAAAAAACUACAACGAAUGUCAAUCUCUCUUUUUUGUAUGGUUUGUUAUGUUAUUAUUUUUAAAUAAUACAACUCAAUUGUUCUUAAUUUAAAUGUAAAUCGUAUUUUGUUUGUUUUUUUUAGUUAUUUUUUUUUUGUUGUAAAAUGCUUUUUAAUAAUAUUUUCAGUUCAUAUUACAUAUCUUGGUGUUUUUAUUUUUUUUUUUAAUGCAUAUUUUUUGUCCACGUGUGUGCAGAACCUCAACCCAAUUACCGCAACCGUCUACUUCCUUUGAUCAAAACUUUCUCCUAACUCCAGUAUUUUUUCGA